CAGGGAAUCCUUCACAGCUAGUAGUUUUAAUACCAGGCUGACCUCAGUACAUACUCGAGGGUUUAUGGAGUUCUGUUGGGCCGCUGUGCUUGUAUGAGUAGCAGCAUACUGGUGGUGUUCUUCUCUCUCUCAUCAGUGUUUUUUUUAUAUAUAUAUAUUUAUAAAAAUGUAAGAAACGAUUUGAUUUUUCUUCAACAGUGCGGUGACUAUUUUUAUUUCCGUAUCAACAAGUUAAUACAUUAUAUUAUUUAUACGACGUGAGACUAAUACAAUAUUGAUAAGACUGAAUGAAACGUGAGACUAUGAGCACAAACUACAUCACCCUCGUUCUUUAUUUAGCGGUAGAUUAAUUUGUCAGGUCAGUGGUACAGUGCCUUCCUUGUAGUCAUAUCAGUGGGAAGGAAAAGCAGUGAUCUUACAGUGAAUAAAUAAGUGCAGUGACGGCAAUCAUGAGGUGGUUGGAACGCGCUUCCGACGUUGCAAGUUACUGCUGUUGGUGUCGAUGUCUGAGGCGGGAAAAGUCAUCAGUGAUGACGAUGCCCAGGGCAUCGAGGGCGGAGGUCGCGUCCCCCGUCCUGCUGCACUACGACCUGUCGGGUACGCCGCUGUUCGACGACAACGACGACUCCAUGGACAUCGUCCUCUACGACACCACCGUCGAGUACGUGCCCAACAAGACGCGAAUCCGCACGGCGCUCAGCUCGGACGCGAGCGUCGAAAACCUGCGCAGGCAGCUCCUGGACCCGAACGACCAGCAGAUAUUCGCCAUGGGGAACCUCGCCGCUGAGUUGGAAAAGGCCAUGAAAGAUGAAGAAGAAGAAGAAGAUGAAGAAGACGAGGACGACGAAGAAGGCGAAAUGGUAUUCAGCAGACACACCGGCUCGUCCUUAGCAGGGUCGACUUCGCCCUACUGCUACGAGAAGUCCGUCGAGUUGGAGUCCCCGAGUAUAGACCAGUCGAGGGUGUCCUUGAAGAGCAACGAGUAUCCUCUGGAUACUCACCAGCAGGAUUCGCCCAUGGUGGCCAUGUUCCGCGCCCUUCGCUGUUUCGAGGGGGACGAAUUAUCUGACGCAGGGAGCCAACACGAUCUCUCGGGGUCCAUGGAGAUCAAGAGGCCGAGACGACAGAAGCAGUCGCCAAGGAGACACGCCCAGAAAGGGUAUUCACAAGUGCUUCGUAAUACGACUAUAGACUACUGACUGUCUUACACUAAGAAACGAUUGAGAUUGAAUAGUUAAUAGCAUUCAUAUACGUUAAAUCUGUAUAUAUACAAUUACCUGUCAACACUCAGGAGAGCAAAAACCUAAUGAAAAGGUCCAGAUUGAGACAUUUUUUACAGUACCUAAAUAAUCUAUCUUCACUGGAGCAUAUAUAUAUAUAUAUAUAUAUAUAUAUAUAUAUAUAUAUAUAUAUAUAUAUAUAUAUAUAUAUACCAAUCUCUACACGCAUUCAAUAUACAAUUUCAUGGGCGUCUUUGAAAAUCAGUCAUGCAACUGUUGAGAUGAUUACUUAAAACGGGUACAAAAGUAUAUAGUAGUUGAUCAACUCUUAAAAGAUUUAACCAGAUAAGCGACAAAUUUAGUCACGAUCCAGAUUUCAAGGGAAUGUUUUUAUCUUGUUUAUCUAACUUUAUUUGUCAACGGUAAGUAGUUAUUUUGCCGCCUUUCAGAACACAGACAUUUCAUUUUCAACUGACCUUUGAGCGGAGUUUCAGUUAAUAAAACUUAUAUUUUCUUAAAUAUUUUCCAGAUCGGAAGAAAUAUUUUGUUCGCCCAAAACAUCACUUUCUACGUAAAUGUUUACGUACAUAAAAAUAUUUAGAAUAAUUAAUUUUUAUCAUCAUCCAUACGUGCAGCUUCUUACAAUGUUCAACGCUACAAUACCAUUUAAUGACUAGAAACUUAAUUGAUAAGAAAGGAGAAGUAUGGUAAAAAUGAGAAUAUGAUAAAUGAAUGGGAAAAAGCGCAUGGCUAAACAUAUACCGGCUUUAAAACAAGGACGUGACUCUUCAAGAUAGCGUAACGGACUUUCAUCAACGCAAGAGCACCAGCAUAUCCUGUACAACAUCUUCCAAAAGGACUUUCCCAAAGUCGCCCCCCUCCCCCCCCCGACCUUGAACUUUUCCAGUUUCGCCGAGCAGGAAUCGAAACUGGGGCAGUGUGACGCCUUAUUAUGAAUCAAAGUAGCAAGCACUAAUUCCUGGGAUGUUUCCUCCAUCAACUUUUCACGUCUAUCAAGGAACAAUGACGUUUCUGGGGAUUAUGAUCUGAGGAAUAAAA
This is a messenger RNA of Macrobrachium nipponense, 2279 nucleotides long. RefSeq lists its product as uncharacterized. NCBI's taxonomy places the organism in Eukaryota, Metazoa, Arthropoda, Malacostraca, Decapoda, Palaemonidae. The record is from RefSeq and is a predicted model, not a curated record. The transcript is spliced from 2 exons. The coding region runs from base 450 to 1199 and encodes 249 amino acids.